CUUUAUAAAAUAAAAUAAAAUACCCUUUCUUUUCCUUGUUCAUCUUUGCAAGUAAAAUUUUUUAUAUUUGUUAUUGUUGGCACCUUGUAAACAUAAAAGAGUGUAUGAAUGGUUAAAGUCAAUGAAGUUUGCCCAUCAAAAUAAAGAAAAACAUAUAGCCAAAAAUUACUGGUUUAAAGCAAAACCACUGACCAUAAAAUUCACCAACUUCCAACUCCCCUUUUUAAUCAGCAAAUUGUGAACAAGGUUUUCUAUAUCGUGUCUUGCCUUACUUGUCGAAACCAACCCAAUGUUUGUUGUCACUUUCAAUGUCUCUCUUUCACUCCUUUUUCUGUUAAAUGACGAACUUUUCUUUGUUUCCCUUUAUUUAUCAAAUCCCCCAUAGUCAAAUUUUACAACCCAACAUGUUAUUAUACCUUUGAUGAUGAUGAUAAAUGGAUCUUCUUGUUUCCUUGUUAUGUCUGCUUCACCAUCUUCAAAUUUCAACAUACACCUUGUUGGGAACUCAGCCUAUUUUGAUUCACUGUGUUUGGUAGGACCAACUGAGAGUAUCUACACAGCUUACAAGAUCUUGAAUUGGUAUGUGGUGGUUUCCCAUGAAUUGUAGGUAUUUGUUUGAUUGUUUCAAAGGAAAGCAUCGCCAAGAACAGAUACAAGGUCAAGAGUUUGCCACUGCCAAUGUAAGGCUCUUUUCAUAUAAUUCAUUGAGAUCAGCAACAUCAGAUUUUCAUCCAUCAAACAGAAUAGGUGGAGGUGGCUAUGGAGUUGUUUAUAGGGGAGUUUUGAGAGAUGGCACUCAGGUAGCCAUCAAGACACUGUCUGCAGAGUCCAAACAAGGAUCUCACGAGUUUGUGACGGAGAUCGAUAUGAUAUCGAACAUUCGACAUCCGAACCUUGUCGAAUUAAUCGGCUGUUGUGUUGAUGACAAUCAUCGGAUCUUGGUCUAUGAAUACCUAGAGAAUAACAGCCUUGCUAGUGUUUUACUUGGUUCAAGAAGUAAAUAUAUAGCUCUGGAUUGGCCUAAAAGAGCAGCCAUUUGCUUAGGUACAGCUUCUGGUAUUGCUUUUCUUCAUUAUGAAGCUGUACCUCGUAUUGUCCACAGGGAUAUUAAAGCUAGUAAUAUACUUCUUGAUGGGGAUUUUCAUCCUAAAAUUGGUGAUUUUGGGCUAGCCAAGCUUUUCCCAGACAAUGUCACUCAUCUAAGUACUCGAGUUGCUGGAACAGUUGGAUAUUUGGCCCCAGAAUAUGCCCUUUUGGGACAAUUAACCAAGAAGGCAGAUGUAUACAGCUUUGGGGUUCUGAUACUUGAAAUAGUCAGUGGACAAAGCAGUACUAAGGCUGCAUUUGGAGUGGAAUUGAUGCUUCUUGUUGAAUGGACGUGGAAACUCAAACAAGAAGAAAGGCUUUUAGACAUUGUUGAUCCAGAACUAACUGAAUAUCCAGAAGAUGAAGUGCUACGGUUCAUCAAGGUCGCCUUGUUUUGCACCCAAGCAUCUGCACAUCAAAGACCCACAAUGAAUCAAGUGGUGCAAAUGCUAUCCAAAGACGUGCACCUCAACGAUAAGCUGCUAACCGAGGCCGGUGUUUAUAAAGGGUAUCGCCGUACAUCGUCGGAGUUAACAUCGUCGUCUUUGAAGACUAAAGGCAAACAAUCAAUGGAACCUUCUUCUUCUACUAACAUUGUUAGCUCUCAUAGUAUAACAGAAAUGCUUCCUAGGUGAUGAUCAUGUAGUUCACUAUUACGAGUUGGGUCAAAGGCAUUAACUCUUUCAGAGUUAUUUUCUUCACCUACAAGACUCGAGGUUAAAAUCUUGCUUCAGUAACAUCGAGCUCUUUACCGUCCUACUGACCCAUUUGGUUUUUAUUACAGAAUGGGUAAAAGCCGGAAGCUCAAAGGCUGUAGCACCCCAUUUGUGUUUUGUGUAAUUAUUUUUGAAAUUAGUGUAUCCAAAAUUGAUCAUUCACAAUAUGGUGCUUUUUUUCUUUGGUUAAAUUCUUCAAAGGAUCCCUGUACUAUAAACUUAGGAACUAAUUAAUCUCUUUGCUAUUAAAAAUGAGGGUCUAAUUAGGUACAAGUAUCAUAGAGGCCCUUGUAUUAGGAGUAAAA
Molecule: messenger RNA, 2107 nt
Organism: Gossypium arboreum
Lineage: Eukaryota; Viridiplantae; Streptophyta; Magnoliopsida; Malvales; Malvaceae
Product: putative serine/threonine-protein kinase
Exons: 7
Coding region: 582-1721 (379 amino acids)
Biological process (GO): protein phosphorylation
Molecular function (GO): protein kinase activity; ATP binding
Source: RefSeq, a predicted model, not a curated record